Molecule: messenger RNA, 3373 nt
Organism: Archocentrus centrarchus (flier cichlid)
Lineage: Eukaryota; Metazoa; Chordata; Actinopteri; Cichliformes; Cichlidae
Product: indian hedgehog B protein-like
Exons: 4
Coding region: 492-1784 (430 amino acids)
Biological process (GO): smoothened signaling pathway; multicellular organism development; cell-cell signaling
Molecular function (GO): calcium ion binding; patched binding
Source: RefSeq, a predicted model, not a curated record
AGCUGCAGCUUGUUGCACGCCGGCCGCAUAUGGAGAGGAAAAGCCUUCAAUCCAGAGAGGGCACCAACCAAAGAGCAAGCAAAAGUGGCUGAUGUUAUGACAGUUUCCCAGAGCAAAAGAAAGAGGGGGGAGAAACCACAACACUGCAACUUGGAUAUCAGUAACCGCUCUCUCUCUUUAACUCUCUCACCCACCAAAUCGACUUUGAACCUGUUUGUUUAAAUGCACGGACUUUACAGCCUGCACACUUACUGUUGAUUCUGUAAGGCGGUGGGAGCGAAGUUUCUCAGUAUAGGCUCGAUGUUCUGGAAAGGCUAGAAACUUUUUGGUAUCCCAAUGGUACCCCGUGCAGCCGAGGUGCUGAUCUUCUUUUAUCCGAAUUUUUCGGACGUGGAUUUGCGACUGUCACGGACGAUGGAGUCGGUUGCUAAACCGCGGAGGUACUGAAGACACCUCUCUCCCCCGGGAGAGUCCUCCCUCCCCCCGGGGCGAUGCGGAUCUCCUUCCUCCUUCUCACCGCCUCUCUGUGUGCCUUGGUCCUCCUCCUCCUCGCACCUGCCUCGGAGGGCUGCGGGCCGGGGAGGGGGUACGGCAAAAGGCGGCUCCCGAAAAAGCUCAUCCCGCUUGCCUACAAGCAGUUCAGCCCAAACGUCGCCGAGAAGACCCUAGGAGCCAGCGGGCGUCCAGAGGGCAAGAUAACACGCAACUCCGAGCGCUUUAAAGAACUGACGCCAAAUUACAAUACAGACAUAAUAUUUAAAGAUGAGGAAGACACGGGCGCCGACAGGCUCAUGACUCAGCGGUGUAAAGACAAGCUAAACUCUCUGGCCAUCUCUGUGAUGAACAUGUGGCCAGGUGUGAAGCUGAGAGUGACAGAGGGCUGGGAUGAGGAUGGUCAUCAUUCAGAAGACUCACUGCAUUAUGAGGGGCGUGCUGUUGACAUCACCACAUCAGACAGGGACAGAAAUAAGUAUGCUAUGUUGGCUCGCUUGGCUGUAGAAGCUGGAUUUGACUGGGUCUAUUAUGAAUCAAAAGCCCAUAUUCACUGUAGCGUCAAGUCAGAACAUUCUGUGGCAGCGAAAACCGGUGGUUGUUUCCCUGGUGAUGCUCAGGUUGUCCUUGAAGGCGGGGCUACUAAACAGAUGCGUGACCUUCUUCCUGGUGAUCGUGUCUUGGCUUCCUCAACAGCAGAUGGCCAUGGUCCUUUUCUCUACAGCCCAGUCUUAUCCUUUCUGGACCGCCAGCCCAAUGCCACAAAGAUCUUUUAUAUUAUUGGGACUGAUGCAGGACUUAAUAUUACUCUCACAGCUGCUCACCUGAUCUUUGUCACAGACUGCACUGUGGGGAUGAAUCAGCCAGAGGAAGAGCCAUUAUUGGGUUCCAUGUGGGAAGGCAGGCCUAGAUGGGGAGUAGGUCAGAGGACAGUUUUUGCCAGCGAGGUCCAGCCAGGACAGUGUGUUUUUACGUCGGUGGGGGAAGUGGGGUCACAGGCAGAACUUUCAGUUGUGACAUUUGUGGACGAGAGAAGGAGCACUGGGUUGUAUGCCCCACUCACCCAGCAUGGGUCUUUAGUGGUAAACGGUGUGCUGGCAUCUUGCUAUGCUGCUGUGGACAGUCACCAUUUGUCCCACUGGGCCCUGGCCCCACUAAGACUAUUCUACAGCCUGAUUGGGCCAUCAGAAGCACAGAAUGAUGGGCUGCACUGGUACCCUUGGCUUCUGCACUGGCUGGGGAAAAUGCUGCUGGAUACUGCACACUUCCACCCCUGGUCUGAUGAACAAUGACAUAGAUAAGAGGCACAGAGACCUGGUGUCUUCUUUCAGUUAACUGCAGUCAGGAGCACCAAAGCGCAAAGCACAACAAUCUUUCUUUUCCGAAGAAAUGAACUGAGGGACCACCAAAGACAAAUGAUUUUAUAGUGUAAAUACAUUUUGUAAUAACUCCACAUGCCUGUAUUUGCUGUACUUAAACAAGUUCUUUUGUUGAUCAUGGAAAAUAGGGAAAAGGAGAAAGAUGACUUUGUUCUAGAAAUAUGGAAAAAUAGUAUUUCCACUUUUUCUAAUUUUAGAAAAUUUAAAAGACUGGAGACACUAGGUAUGACAAAAAAAAAAACAAAAAACAUCUGAAUUCUGGAAUUCAGCAUAAGUACUUUGGAAGAUCUAUUUCAAAUAUUUCACUUGUCCCCAGUUUACUUACUGUAGGAGGACAGGGUCACGUUUUUCUCUUUCUUUUUGUGCCCCACAGAUCAAAAACAGUAUGACUAAAAUAAUAGGCUGAUAAGUGAGACUGUCAGGUUUUAUCAUUCUUUUGUACUGUAUUUGCUGCAAUCUUCCAACAUUUAAGCUUAGUAAUACAGUUUUGUGAAACCUCUUUAGUCUCACGCUUAAGCUGAACUCAUGAAGUAAAUAUCUGAGGAGGAAGAGGAAGGAAAACAUGAGAAAUUAGUGACUGAAUAAGGUGAGAUGUGAAACUUUAUAUGUACAUAGGUAUUUAUACAGUUAAGUCAUAGACUUUACUUAGUUUACUGUUAGACUCAUCACUGCAGUAAAUUCACUGAUUUUUUUUUCUACUCUUCUUUUUAGAGCCUACACUAUAUAUUAGAAAUAAUUUACAAAAAAAUAUUUAACUAGACAGUUUAUUAAGUUCAUUACUUACAUGAUGAAAUUAAAUGUAUUUACAAUGUUGCAAUGUUCUGGUGUUACAUUGUUGCUUGACAUUUGAAAAGGGCUUUGUUGUAAAAACUGAAUGGCAGAAAAAGAAUAUGAGAAUGCAGUAUUUGUGUUGCAAUUUGUACACAUACUGUAUAAUUCUACUUCACAUUUGUAACUUACUGAUUCAGGAUUGAUUAACGGUGCUACAGUGGCCGCCGUGUCUCUGCCAUCCACUUUUACACCUUGAUUGUCUUAAAUGGAUUUAUGUGGUUCAUUUAUACGUCCUCUUGUUGAUUAUCAGGUGUUUUAAUUUAAAACAGUUUUAUUGGUUUUUCAUUGUUUCAGGUUUUCAGUUUUCAGAUCAGUGCACUCAGGCUGUAUUCAACUACUGUAUUAAGUAGCUAGCUAUGCAUCAUAUUAAAAACAAUACUUAUUUUUAUUCUUAAGAGUUUAAUAGGCGUUUAUUUGAUACUUCUCCUUUGCAUGGUCUUUUUUGUCUUCCGCCUUUUAACACUAACAGUAUGGGAAGCAGGUCUAAUGUUUUUGAUAGAUGGAUGAAUGGAAAUUAAUAGAUAUGUAAUAUAUAGUUCAUACUGUCCACAUGCCCCUCCCAGUUGAGUUGCUUUGUGAAGACUCAAACGUUGUCGUUGAUCUAGAAUAUUGAAGGCAUUCUUUUAUAUGACUGCUCAAAGAUUUGUCAGAUAUGUAUAUUAAGCUAUUGU